AUGCCGCCGCUCUCUGCCACUGAGGCGGGGCUCGCCGCAGGCCGCCGAGGCGAGCCAGACCGCGCAGCGCGGGCGAGACAGUGGGGUGGCACGCCCGCGGCCGGCAGGGGGCUGGCAAGCAUGCGGGCCCAGCUCCUGGCGCAGAAGCAGCUGCUGGCCAAGGUCCAACAGGAGGUUCAGGAGGUCAGGCGGAAUAUCCGCGAGCAGACGGCCUUCUUGGAGGAGCUUGAGUUUCAACAGGGCGAGCUCGUUGACAGCAUGCCAGUAGCUACCGAGGAGGUAGCGCCCGCCGCCCCUGGCGUUUCAAGAAUCACCACGCUCGUGAUUCAGAACAUCCCCAUGGCCAUGACGCAAGCUGACCUGAUGGACCUCUUCGACAAGUCUGGUUUCGCGAGCCGCUACGACUACGUCUACAUGCCGACGACUUUCGAAACGGGGACCACCAGGGGGAUCGCGUUCGUAAAUUUUGCCACCUCGAACGACGCCCGCGAAUUCUCCAUCCUGUGGAACAAAUCGCGGCUGACCAGAGAUGCCGGCGCUGGAGUCACCGGGACCGUGAUCGAGGUCAGCUCGGCGGCGAGGCAGGGAUACUCGGAGAACGUCAGGAUGUGGACGGCGAGCCGGCUGCGCCGCAUCAAGAACCCCAAGCUCCACCCCUUCAUCGCCCAGAGGCCAGCUGCCCUGUGA
This is a messenger RNA of Prorocentrum cordatum, 687 nucleotides long. Lineage: Eukaryota; Dinophyceae; Prorocentrales; Prorocentraceae. The record is from the annotation of a GenBank genome assembly.